Messenger RNA from Leptosia nina, 912 nucleotides. NCBI's taxonomy places the organism in Eukaryota, Metazoa, Arthropoda, Insecta, Lepidoptera, Pieridae. The record is from the annotation of a GenBank genome assembly.
AUGGAGAGAAACGAACGCAAAGCGAAUUCGCGCACCCAUUCGAUUACCUUGGAUCGUGAUUCAAAGUUUUUAUUGCGAAAAGUUGUUAUGGAUUUCGGGAUACUUUUUAUCGUUGGCUUCUUAAUCCUCGCGUUCUACCUCUGGGGUUCUCCGUUCGAGCGAGGUUUCUUCUGCGAUGAUGAGUCCCUUAAGCACCCCUACAAGGACUCUACAGUCACCAAUGUUAUGCUCUACAUCGUCGGGCUCGGCCUUCCCGUGUUUACGAUGUGCCUCACUGAAUGGAUCAGGUUGCGUGACUACAAGGGAGGAAGAUCACGUGUAAUUCUGGGCCUGGAAAUCCCCGCUUGGAUAUGGGAAGCAUAUCGUAUGGUCGGCGUCUUUCUAUUCGGCUGUGCCUGUCAACAGCUGACCACAGAUGUAGCUAAAUAUACCAUCGGAAGAUUAAGGCCACACUUCUUUGACGUCUGUAACCCCGACAUCGACUGCACGCUACCGGAAAACAGAUGGCGUUAUAUCGAGAAAUUCACGUGUCUGGGAGAGAACACCAAGCUUCUUAAAGAAAUGAGGCUGUCCUUCCCGAGUGGUCAUUCGUCUUUCUCAGCAUAUACCAUGGUCUACUUCGCUCUCUACCUGCAGAAGCGCUUCAUAUGGCGUGGCUCCAAACUCCUGCGUCACCUUGUCCAGUUCCUGUUGAUCAUGUUGGCUUGGUACACUGUGAUGACGCGGGUUUCCGACUACAAGCACCACUGGAGCGACGUCCUCGCCGGAUUCAGUAUCGGAUUGUUUGCUGCUAUUAUUAUUUACGCUUUCGUAUCGGAUCUCCGCAAAACGUCCAGACGACAGAACGGCGCGCACGACAACGAGCUGACGACCAACGGAAACACCCGGACUGCCCCCAGCUGGCAGGUCUGA